Molecule: messenger RNA, 2046 nt
Organism: Spodoptera litura
Lineage: Eukaryota; Metazoa; Arthropoda; Insecta; Lepidoptera; Noctuidae
Biological process (GO): regulation of transcription by RNA polymerase II
Cellular component (GO): nucleus
Molecular function (GO): protein binding
Source: RefSeq, a predicted model, not a curated record
UGUCAAUCAAGCUGAUUUUGCGUCGUUUGUCGUUUCGUAUCAUUUUAUUAUUUAUUUUGCUUUGUUAGAAUACUAUAAUCCAAUUUCCUUAUGUUAACUGAGUGACACAUUAUGGCGAAUCAAGAAAUAAGUUUAAAAUGGAACGGGUAUCAGAGCAACAUUUUGUUCAACGUAAAAGAAUUAUUCAAAGACGAGUGCUUGUCGGAUGUUACUUUGGUCUCAGAGGGUCAUAGUUUUAAGGCUCAUAAAGUAAUAUUGUCAGCGAAUAGUUCAGUUUUUAGGACAAUAUUUCAGCAAAACCCCCACAAGGAUCCAAUUAUAGUGCUUCAUGACAUCAGUACGGCCUCUCUGCGUACGCUGCUGACGUUUAUGUACAACGGGGAGGUGAAUGUGACUGAGGAAUUCUUGCCAAUACUCUUGAAGACUGCAGAAACAUUGAGAAUCUGUGGUCUUUCUACAGGCAGUGAAACUUCACGCGAAGAGGAUAAAACUCCUGGGGGUACGGUGCCAAAAAAACGUAAGAAAAGUGAGCAUGAAGACAGUAGCAGUAAAUGUAAGAAGUGUGUAUAUGCACAGGGCAAACAAGAGGCUGCAUCAAAUAAUUUAGUGCCAAAGCUAGAACCAGUGGAAUCACCAUUGACUGAUUGUUCAGGAGAAAAUACAAAUGAUACGGACAUAGCCGUGCUCGAUGAUGUUGUUGAGAAAAAGCAAAAUAAAUCAGGAGCCCAGUCAAAGAAGAGAAAGCGGGACUCGGACAACAAUAAUAAAUGCAAAAAGUGUGUGCCAGUUGAUUCGGAAACCGUACACAAGAUUAGCUCUGAUAGUGGAAAACAAUCUAAUAUUGUACUAAAAAUUGAACCAGUGGAAUCACUGUUAACGGAAUAUUCUGGGGACAACACAAAUGAUAUGGAAAUAGCUUUACUAGAAGAUUCAACGGAGAAGAAACUUACCGUAGAAAACUGUCUCAAUAAGAAAGUACAUAAUGUGAGUGACAGAAUUGAUAAAAGCGAAGUGAGUAGUACACAGCCAUGUUUGAAUGAGAAACUUAAUAACGGAGAUGCAUCGGAAGAAAUAAUUGAGAUUGAUAAAGAAGUUGAGACCGUACUGCAAAGCGGAACGAGGAUUGAGUCGCUCAGUAUAAAAACGGAGAACCUGAAUGUGGUGUCUACUGAUUGUAAAGAUCCAUCAUUCCCUUGCCCGUUUUGUCCUCGAGUGUACAACAGUUGGGGCUACCGACGAAGACAUGUCAAGUCCAGGCAUGUUACUAACAGGCUCUCAUGCAAGUGGUGUAUAUCAGUGCUGCCAUCUACAGGGGCAUGGUACACCCACGCAACUCGCACCCAUGGAGUACCACACGAGGAGGCCCGGAACUCCUUGGUUGUGAUGGUGGAAGCUCAUGCGGUACUCACUCAAAUGAAUGAACCAAAUGUCACUCAGUUACUCGUUUAAAGAAAGAAAAGAUCAAAGAUAAAUAUUGGAAAAUUAAGGUAUGAAUUUCCGGGAUUAUUUUUGAAAAGAAAAAAAAAAUAGUCUAUAGGGACUAUCGGCAUAGGUUACGGUGGUACACUUUAAAAAAAUCCUGUGGCAAGCUCGCUAUCAACCGCCUUGUUUUCCUUGUGAUCGCUCGUAUUGAGUGCAUGUGAAUAUCGCCUAACGAUGGUCGACCGCCAACUUUGUCGGUUGUACAUUGGAAAGGUUCUAUAAUAGUCUAGUCUAACAUUAUGUUAGAAAGUCUUCACGAAAUAGAUUAAGAAAUCUGGAAUUUCUUUAAAUCGUUCUCCAAAUGAUAAUGAGGUCAGUUUUAAUACUAUUUAGGAAUUUUUGAAUUGUAGCAAUUGGUUUAUCAGUCCCUUAUUCUUGGUUUACAAUAUUUCAUUUUGUUCAACAUGUAAUUUUAUGCAAGGGCUCACUUUUAUAGGACUUACGAGUCCAACCAUUAUAUUUUUAAACCUGAGGGCUUAUAUAAGUUUGUAUUAUGUUUAAAGUAAUUGAAACGAGACCGCAAUUGGCGCUCUGAUUGGCCGCCUCUAAUUAAUCAACCAAUCA